Molecule: messenger RNA, 1640 nt
Organism: Cladophialophora immunda
Lineage: Eukaryota; Fungi; Ascomycota; Eurotiomycetes; Chaetothyriales; Herpotrichiellaceae
Exons: 1
Coding region: 388-1308 (306 amino acids)
Source: RefSeq, a predicted model, not a curated record
CUCCCUCAUCCUCGUCCUCCUCUUCUCUCCCACAAUAUUCCCGUACAUGUUAUAUGCGACCAUAUUACCCAUCUCCCGCGCAUCACUCAGCCGCCCCCUUAUACCGAAAUCCCAGAGAUCUCACUCGUGCGGAACGCUGACUUCCCGAACACCCUCCAUCUGAGACCGGCAUUUCGCCUUGAGCCCAGGCGCGCGCUCUGGUUGGCCCUCUCUCAAAUUGUCCUUGUUUCACCUCGUCAAAGACGUCAACCACACGACACUGCCACCGUUUGAUCGUCUCUCCUUGCACACGGGGCUAUGACUUGCAUUUCGACGCUGGAAACAUAAAAACACCCCUCUAAUCACACCACAGUCGCUCCUCAUCCCAUAUCCGCACUGUCCAAGUCGAUGUCCGGUCUGGGUCCAAAUCACCCGACCAACGCCGAUCCCUCUGUCAUGGCCGACGUCGACACCUCUACUUUCCAUUUCAACAUCUCGACGCCUGCGUGCAAGCGGAAACGACCAUCGGACCAUCUGGAGGACGAUGGUCGUUUCUUUGUCCGCGACGCCAAAAGACGCUCCACCUCGACACAUUGUCUGCCCAUCCGCUUAUCACCCUCCUCGCGGCCACAUGUCUCGGUUCCUCCCGCUUCUUACUCCCUCUUCACUUCGAUAUACCAGCAGCCUCCGACUCCGGUAGAUACCUCGGAUGACGAAAGUUCCGGCCAGUCAUUCAACGGAGCAGAAGACCAGUGGCCGGCCGCGAAGAACGACUCGCAGCUGGGCAGCGACAGGGGCACGUCGUCAGUCAAGGCCCAAUUCAGCGAUCCCGUUGAUGUCGAAAUGGAUCUGACCAUGGCCCCUCCGGUCGUCCAGCCGAGGAUACGACGUGCUCGAUCAAACGACAUUGUCCCUCCUGAACGCGACCCCAAUUUUCUUAAUGCUAUGGAUACAUUUGCUCGAGAACGAGUGCCGACGCCCAUCAGCGGUCAUUUCGACAACCGCGUCAAUGAUCUCCCCAACGUCCCGCGCCAUCAUUUUCCACCAUUACGCACAAAUCUCAGCCCGAUGAUUGAACAGGAGUCGUGGAUCACUAGAGACGGUCUACCGAGUCCCGUCGAAGACGAGGAUAUGGACACCGCAAUGAUGAUGGAUCGGGAUGAGCCAGCCAUUCAAGGGCAUUUGCCCGCCGAUAAAUACGGAGGGAAUGGAAAUUCGAGUCCUUCAGGUCGAACGAGGUCGGCGAGACUUCAUAUGGGAUAUCUCAACGAUUGUGAGAAAUGCAUUCAGAAAGUGCCAGGCCACUACAGCCAUAUUAUAUGGACUUGACCAGGCAGGCAGAUGCGUGACAGCGUUUGGCCUGCCAUUGGUUGCAUGAUGAAUUUGAUGAGCAAUGAGAAUAAAGAUUGAAUGAGAAGCAUGACGAUCACGGUUUGGAGCUUCGCGAGAUUACAGGGCAUUCACUGGCUGGUACGGCGAACAGCGGUCGGAGAACUUGCAAAGCCACCAUGAGCUUCCAAGCAGCACGGUUCGGCGCACUGCUCGUUUGAGACGAGGGAAUUUUGAUCUGAGAGUUUUGUGCGGCUCCAUUCUACACAGGUGCACGCCGCCUACAAUAGCUGUACAAAUGACAUGUCUGAGAUGCCCUGCGAUAUCAGGGC